This is a messenger RNA of Pomacea canaliculata, 4462 nucleotides long. RefSeq lists its product as uncharacterized. NCBI's taxonomy places the organism in Eukaryota, Metazoa, Mollusca, Gastropoda, Architaenioglossa, Ampullariidae. The transcript is spliced from 10 exons. The record is from RefSeq and is a predicted model, not a curated record. Gene Ontology annotation, biological process: peptidyl-serine phosphorylation; peptidyl-threonine phosphorylation. Bases 211 to 3741 code for a protein of 1176 amino acids. Gene Ontology annotation, molecular function: protein serine/threonine kinase activity; ATP binding.
UAGAAAAGAGGAAGAGAAAUGGAGCUGAAAGAAGCUUAAAGUCUUACGCAAAAAACCCUUCAGUUGCUUCAAGUCAUUGGCUUCCUGCAGCAGAACAAUACCAUUCAUGCUGACUUAAAGCCUGAAAAUAUACUUCUUAAUGACGUGCAUGAUGCAAGUUCACUUCGGGUCAUAGAUUUUGGUAAUGCCAUCAAUCAUGUCCAUCGAGAGAUGUCUCUAUAUUAUCGAGAUUUUCAAGUCCAGACUCUUUUGUAUCGUGCACCUGAGGUGGUUUUUGGCAUGCCAUUUGGUGCAGAGAUUGACAUGUGGUCAGUGGGCUGCAUCCUUGCUGAGAUCUACCUUGGCAAGCCACUUAUUUUUGGCACAGAUCGCAUCACUUUAGUGCAAUCGAUGGUUGAUGUUCUGGGACCUCUUCCCCAUCGGCUGUUUCAAAGAGGCAAAUAUUUUGAGCAUCUGGAAAGCUUUGCUACAAAAGAUAGCAGCCAGUCAGAUGUAACAUCAAGACUCAUGGCAAGAUUUCAACAAAGGACUCAGCUUGACUUCACCUUCGCAAAUCUGCUGUCUGGAUUGCUAUGUUAUGACCCAGACAAGCGAUUGACACCUGCUCAGGCAGCUCAGCAUCCUUUCUUGGCACCGGAGGUGUGCCUUUCCUACCUUAGAUCAGAUUCAGGGAGUCAACAUGAAACAAUUUCAACAGUGUUCCUUUCCCAAGAAAAUUACAAGAAUCGACCACAGAUUGCUGUAGAAAUUUGUCGUCAAGGUCCAUCAUCUACAGACCUUUUACGGAUGGGAACCAACAAAGACUGCAAAAACAGUCCAAAGCAUGUUUCAUCUCUGGUGCCACCUUCAGAGAGCCACAGGUGUGCUGCUUCUCACCUGCAUGAGUCUUCGUGCCAGUUACAGACCAAGAGCCAGCACUCUUCUUCUGGAGAGCACAGAGACAUGUGCCUGAACAUUGCCUCAGUCUCAAUGUGUGCUCGCCUGUCCAUGUCUGAUCGGGAGAGCCAAACUUGCGAAGCCACUCCACAAGACCUGCAUGAAUCUCGGACAACUUGCACACACCUUCAGGAUAGAGGGAGCCCGGGUGAGGUUUCAAGAACCAGCCAAGCCAGGGAAUCUGCUGUUGUGCUGUGUCAGAGUCCAGACACAACAUGUGUCAUGGAGACAAGCCAGGUUGUGACACAUAAUGAUGAUCAGCAACACUUACGGUGCUGUGUACUUUAUAACAAAUCACCAGAAACUGAUGUUGAGGGAUUUCAUUGUGCGCAACAAUGCUCACAGAACAAUAUUUGUAGGACAGUUGAACCUCAAGUCUCCACUUCUAGCAAAAGGGUGCAUGGGAAACUUCAAAAGAUACAUAUCACUUCCCUGAAUAAGUCUUUGGCUGUCAGCAGACAUGAAGCAACACAAGCCCGUGCAUUGGCUGCAGACAGCUCAGCAAAAGGAUUUUUACUGCACAAACCUGCCCCUACCUCUCGCUACUCCACUGAGAGACAGUGGAAGGAAUGUGGAUCUAGUAAAGGCUUAGCUAAAAACUCACCUUGUCCACAAGACCUUGGCUAUAAGGAAGGUUUAGUAAUGUCUCAAGAACACAAAGACCAUUCCUGUAAAUCAACAUGUUCGUGUGAGGAUACAGAAAAUCCUGUCCAUUCCCGGUCUUUGAAUGAAACUUUCACCAUCAAGGAAUUCAGCGUAGAUGAAGAUGAUGUCUUGGGAGUAGUCAUGAAUUUUCCAGAAAUAUCAGCUUCACUGGUGCAGGUGGGUUCACCUAACAGAUCUUCCCCCAGCAAAACAGAAGCGUGGUGUCAAUCUGAAGCAGCAGAAGAUUAUCCAGGGCAGAGAAAUACUCGCAUCUUGGGCUUUUCUAAGACCUCUCCUGUUGAACUUUUGUCCAGAACGGAAAGCAGGUGUGGUAAAUCAGAGUUUCCAUCUUCAGUGUCUUGCAACAUUCAUGAUGUAAGUUUGGUCCAGAGUGAUUCUGUAGGUCACUGCAAAGCACCUUUGACACUAGAUGCAGAAGUGGGCCUGAAGUAUGACAAGAAAACAGCAAAGAAUGAUGAUGCUCAAGUCAAAGAUAUACAGUUACACAGCUUGUCUUCAUCAACUGUGAACAGUUUUAACUCUAAAAACCUAGAUAUGUCUUGUGCAGAUGUAACAUUUGAUAGUGACUGUAGCAAUGAUUCCAGCCAUGAAAGGUUUCGCAACUUUAUUGACACAGUUUCUCAGGAUACACCUCUUGCCCAGCCGUACCGUGUGUGGGACCAAACCAACAGGCAACACAGAAUGCAAGCAGACAGUGUUUCACACACUCAAGUCAACAUCAUUCCACAGUCUUCACUAAAAUCAAAAGCUGGAUGGACUGCACUGUUUCCUGAUGGCCGACCAGAUGACCUGAAUGUGAGCAGCUUUGUCCAACCAUCACAUUGUUUGAAGUCAAAUUCUGCAAAGAAUGUCAGAUCAGAAACCAGCAAAUGCUCAUGGAAACUCAACAAAAAUGCACAAAAUGUGUUGGCUAGUGUAGGACAGAAAGUUUUUAGUAUUUCUGGUUCUUUAGCUGGAGAUGAGGGUCAUGAUCAAGAUGCUAGAGGAGGUGGCCAUCAUAGGACUGCUGUAGUUACCAUUGGCAAUAUGAUUCUGUCUGAUUCUUCAUCAAAGUUAAAGGCACCGAGGCGUAGAAAUCUGUUUGGCAUAUGUAAAAAAACAAAGGGGAGUAAGAGGAUACAGGUGGAUGCUUUUGCAAAGAAAAAUGGCACAACUACUUGUGGAAUAACACCUUCACAUCAAGAUGGCGUGACAAGUGAUGGAACAUUGUUGCUGCCCCAGGAUCCAUACUUGCGAAGAACAAAGAGAAGAACAAAGAGCAGAGUGUGUCAGGACCUGUCAUCUUGCAGGAUCAUCAUUCCUGAGAAAAACAAGAGGAGAAAUUCUGCAAGGAACAAAAGCAAGGAGGUAUUGAACCCAUUGCUCAAACAAGCAGUGAGGCAAUUUCUUCCAAAGAUUAGAUCCCCACAAGGGAUGCUUGCAAAAGGGAAGGGGCAUGAGUCGCUUUCACCAGGUCAGUUCAGAGAGAAAGAGUUUUUGCCAAGGAGCAGUAAAGUGACAGAAUAUACUCAACCACAAGACAAGCUGACUAGCUGCGACAACAUUCAAAUCUCUAGCAUGUUGCCAUGCAACAGAAAGAAAAAGUGCAAAUAUGAUGUAAGCAUGUUAAGCAACUGGCCUUGUGGUAGCAUAGUCCCUAACUUUUCAGUGAGUAAAACAGAGAUCACAGGACCUAUCUUCUCAGAAGGUGAAACAGAAAGACAUAUCUCAGGAUGUAACUUUUCAGUGGGUAAAGCAGAAACAGACAUCUCACAAUCUGUUUACUCCAGCAGUGUCCAAGUCAAUCCAGAUCUUGGAUUCAGUAAUAACAGCAAUUUAGGUGAAGACAAAUUGAAGAAAGUGGUUCCAAAUGACAGCUUACCUGGUCUUAAGCUUGGUGCCAGCCAUUUGAAGUCAUCACUAGUAGGAAAAAAAAGAGAUAUGGGGAGAAUAUCACUUGCCACACCUGCACUUCACACUCUACACAGAGAUCCACAGGUACAGAGAGCAUCAAAGGAGGAAGAAAAUCAGCAUUUGAUGUUUCCAGAUUAUGCUGUUGAUAAGAUGUGUAACGUCAGACAGAGGCACACAGAUAAACCAAGAAGCACUUUGGAGAUGCCCGAUGACGGGGAUGAUGAUGUAAUUAUGCUGAUACAGUGAUGAAGACAGCAUCCCUUUCAAGCUGCUUCUUACUUCCAGCCCACUUAAAAAAGUUGCUAAACAAAAGUACAUCAAGGAAUUAAAACCAUCUGUUUUUAAUAUGCUUGAAUUUAUUUUGUGAUUAUAUUAACCAUAAAAUUUCUUGUUUGAUUAAAAGCCUUUUAGCAAAUGAAAGUGAGACAUCUUAAUUUAGCUUGCUAUUCUUCCAUCAGUGUUGCAACUAACAUGCAUGACAUCGGAAAAUGUCUGUCUAGUUGAUGCCGACAAUACAUGACAGACAUGUAACAUUGAUGUACCACUUGAUGAACCUUGGUUUAUGAUUGGAUGUUGAAAAAUUAUGCAACAUGCAAGGUCAUCUGCAAGGGUUUUUAUUUGUAGCUAACCCAGUCUUAUGCCAGAGUAUUACAGAUACAGUGGAACCUCGGUUAGCGAACGCCUUAGAUAGCAAAUAUUUCGGAUAACGAACAAAAAUUUGUUAAAAAUUUGUCUCGGAUAACGAACAGCCACGUGAACCACACGUGGCCGACCAGCAUGUCCUCAUUCACGCUAGCGACACAGUUAUGCUCCUUAUCUGGAGGCAUCCUUCCAAUUAAGUGAUUUUUUUGUGCUUUAUUUUAAUAAAAUAAUCCUCAAUCAUGGCUCCAAAGAAGAUUAAGAGCAAUAGUAGUGAGGUAAUGAUAGUGCAAUAGGUAAUAGGAGCCUAAACAUGUUCAAUGAUAAU